AUGCGACCUUGGUCGAGAGCAUUAAGUGGCUUCUGCCGCUCUCAGCCCAGCCGGAAUUUCUCUACGUCUAUGCGUCUUCGCAUCACCAACCAGGUUUACUCUUGCGUCCGUCGACCGGAUGAUCUCCACACAUACCUGCUCUUAUCGUCAUCCUCGCGGACGCCUCUCAUAACAUUCUGGACUACCUCGUGGUGUGCUACGUGCCAUGUUGUAGCGCCACUCCUCAAAUCCGUCAUCGAAUCCGGUGUGGGCGAAGCUGAAGGCGGCGUUGGUUAUUGCGAGGUCCAAUAUGACUCCCCCGACAUUAUGAGUGGUGGACUCGGAAUGGAGUAUAUGGUUACCUCCAUACCAACGCUGCUCAGUUUUGACGCCGGCGAGGCUCAGGUCCGCACUAAGGUAUCUGAUGGGAAAAGAAUGGCAGAUCGGUCUUUCUUGGAAGACUGGAUUAGAAACGAGGCGAAGAGACAUGGAGGCCGCGGUGGUGGGAGCGGUGGUAUAGGUGUCCUUGGUGGCUUAUUUGGAUCGUGGAGGUGA
This is a messenger RNA of Annulohypoxylon truncatum, 534 nucleotides long. RefSeq lists its product as uncharacterized. The transcript is spliced from 2 exons. The record is from RefSeq and is a predicted model, not a curated record. Lineage: Eukaryota; Fungi; Ascomycota; Sordariomycetes; Xylariales; Hypoxylaceae. The coding region runs from base 1 to 534 and encodes 177 amino acids.